Acanthaster planci (crown-of-thorns starfish) is the source of this 1402-nucleotide messenger RNA. It is a transcript of the gene anapc7, whose product is annotated as anaphase promoting complex subunit 7. The record is from RefSeq and is a predicted model, not a curated record. Gene Ontology annotation, biological process: protein ubiquitination; positive regulation of mitotic metaphase/anaphase transition; cell division. Gene Ontology annotation, molecular function: protein binding. Lineage: Eukaryota; Metazoa; Echinodermata; Asteroidea; Valvatida; Acanthasteridae. Gene Ontology annotation, cellular component: anaphase-promoting complex.
AUGUCUGACUCCUGGCUAAACAUCGUGAACUUGUGUCAUUUUCCUCAUUUUAUCUCUUACUACGGACAGGCCUAUCAGAUUGAUCCACGGAAUGUGCAAGCUCUUCUUCUGAAGGGUUGUGUCUUGAAGGACAUGAGCAAGACGCAAGAAGCCCUGUUACACUUCCGAGAAGCAGUACGGAUGGCUCCCUAUAGAUAUGAAGCUCACCAAGGUCUUGUAGAAUGCUACAUCAAGGCCAGGAAGAUCAGAGAAGCCCUCACCACAGCCUCCAAUGCUUGUAAGGUGCUGGGUAACAGUGCACGGUCCCUGACGCUGUUUGCUUCUGUCCUGGCCAAAGACAGCCUCACAGUGGAGAAGGCCAAGACAAUGUUAGAGAAAGCUCUAGCUCAGGAGCCUACCUACCUGGAUGCUGUCUACCUCCUGGCAGAGGUUCUUGGGGAAGAGCAACAGUACACAGCGGCUAUAGAGCUAUUACGUCGUCAGCUGCACCAUCAGAGCACGUGCAAGCUACAUCAAAUGCUGGGGGAGUUCCUAUCAGCAAAUAAUGAGCUACAAGAGGCAUUGGACCAGUACAGCAUUGCCCUGGGGAUGGAUCCAACAAACAAGAAAGUCCUGGAUGGCAUUCAGAAGGUUGAGAAAGUAACGGACAGUAUCGACCGUGGCCAAGAUGACGAUAUGGAAGCACUUGAAGAGAGUGGAGAAGAUGUGGACUUUGAUGCCAGUGAUACGGAAGUAUCCUGGGCUGACAAUGAGUGGUUCAGCUGAUGUAGACUCAACAGCCAGUCAACAACCAGGUGUAAAGGCCAGCCCAAAAACUUUGAAACUUUGCUCCAAAGGUUUUCUUCACAAGACGUGUUGGAGUGGGUUGGAAAAGGAUGAGGUUGCAAGUGUUCCAUUGUCAGAGUUGAAAACAAAAGGUCCCACGGACCCAAAUUCAAGGUUGUGUCAUAAAUAAUAUUUUGUUAUUUGUAAAAUGUGGCCUCGUAGAUGUUGCUGACUUGUAAAUGGACAUUUUGCAUUUCGAUGGCUUGUGUAUUUCAGAGGGGAGUUUUUUAUAGUUCCUACGGUUUGUCUUGAAAUGUUAGGAACAUAGGUAUCUUGAUUGUAGCCAAUUGUGUACUGAAGAAUACUUUGGUAAAAUAUCGCAAGUACGAAGGGCUUACUGCACCACAGUACAUUUAUGAAUUUUGUGCUCAGAUGUAUACCAAAAGAUGUGAAACUCAUCAAUAAUGGAACAACUGGCACGUAGAUCGCUAUUUUUUUAUUGAUGAAUUUAUUUAACCUUGCUUAAUGCUUUUUGUCCGAGUAUUAGCUGGACGCUUGGUGGAUGUUUGAAUGACAUGUGCAUUAAUAUUUAACAAGUAUAAAUAAAUAUCGAUUUAUGAUAACAUUUUACAUCUCA